Messenger RNA from Cylicocyclus nassatus, 1624 nucleotides. The record is from the annotation of a GenBank genome assembly. Lineage: Eukaryota; Metazoa; Nematoda; Chromadorea; Rhabditida; Strongylidae.
AUGCUCGCCAGAAAUUCGUUCCGCUUAGGAGGCAUAACUCGAUCUGCUGUUGUUGCAAGGAGAUUGAUAUGUUUCGAUCUGACAGACACUCAAAAAGAAAUCCAAGCCACCGCAUUGAAGUUCGCAAAGGAGGAGCUCAUUCCAAAUGCGAGCAAGUAUGAUGAAUCAGGCGAAUUCCCAUGGGAUAUGGUGAAGAAGGCGCAUUCGCUUGGUCUGAUGAAUCCGCAAAUCCCCGAGAAAUACGGUGGUCCCGGAAUGUCCACUUUGGAUACGGCUCUGAUAGUUGAGGCUCUAGCCUACGGAUGCUCUGCAAUUCAGCUGGCCAUAAUGGGACCCUCACUUGCUAUAGCUCCGGUAUACGUCUCAGGAAAUGAGGAGCAAAAGAAGAAGUACCUAGGCUGCUUGGCAGCAGAGCCUAUAAUAGCGUCAUACUGUGUGACAGAGCCUGGUGCUGGAUCGGAUGUGAAUGGAGUAAAAACUAAGGCUGAAAAGAAAGGCGACGAGUACAUUUUGAACGGACAGAAAGCCUGGAUCACUGGAGGAGGUCAUGCGAAAUGGUUCUUCGUACUCGCUCGUUCCGAUCCGAAUCCCAAAACACCAGCAGGAAAAGCGUUUACCGCCUUUGUAGUAGAUGGUGAUACCCCUGGAAUCGUAAGAGGGAAAAAGGAGAAGAAUAUGGGACAGCGAUGUGCCGAUACUCGGGCCAUAACGUUUGAGGAUGUUCGCGUGCCUAAAAGCAAUGUUCUAGGUAGCGAAGGAUCAGGUUUUAAGGUUGCAAUGAGCGCUUUUGAUAUGACCCGACCUGGUGUAGCAGCGGGUGCUGUGGGUCUAUCAUGGAGAGCACUAGAUGAAGCUGCUAAAUAUGCUCUUGAGAGAAAGGCUUUUGGAACCGAAAUCGCUAACCACCAAGCAGUACAAUUUAUGCUCGCAGAUAUGGCUGUGAACCUCGAGCUUGCUCGUCUUGCUACGUAUAAGUCAGCUUGGGAUGUGGAUCAUCAGGUUCGAUCUUCCUACUACGCUUCUAUAGCAAAACGAUUUGCUGCAGAUACAGCUCAAGAAGCUGCUACCAAUGCUGUUCAGAUCUUUGGUGGAAAUGGAUUUAAUUGCGAGUAUCCAGUAGAAAAGCUAAUGCGCGAUGCUAAGAUCUAUCAAAUCUACGAAGGAACGAGUCAAAUUCAACGCGUCGUUAUCGCCCGUACCCUACUCACACAUUUCCAACAAAACCAGACCUGCCGCAUGAACUAGAUUACCUCAGUAAUAAAUGCCGAAUAAAUUAUUGGAUUUUCGUUUGCCAACAAGCAUUCACCGAUUACCAUUGAUGAGCACACAACUGCUGUCAGUGAUUAUCGUUGAGUUCGAUCUCAUGAGAUAAUUAGAAUGUUGUGAUCGUUCCAGCAGUUGACAAAUAUCUUACUCUAAUGGAAACAAAAGGUGCGCAACGUCAUUUGCUUCUAAACAGUUCACACUCGAAGAAAAAUUCUCAAUUUGCCCUUCGAUCCCAAAGAUCGAAUGGAAAGGACAUGAGAAAAACUAUCCAAGAUCAAAAUUUGGACAUGCUUAGUUUAUAUUUGGUUGGCAACCGCCAAAUGCUACAAUUGUUCGUCUGUUGAUAUUUUGUGCCGAC